AUGGGCCUGAUCGACCAGCACUUUGAGCGCCACGCGCUCAGCGCCGCCUCCGGACACAACGUCUUCCUGAUCUUUGAGGACCGCGAGUGGACGUACAGGCACCACAAGACCUCCUGGCCCAAAGUCCGCAUCUCGCGGGCCGAGAUCGCCCAGUACGUCAGCGAGCUGGCCCACUACCAGCUCAACGCGCCGCCUUCGCCCGCCGACAAGCAGCACCACGUGCGUAUGAUCUGGGGCAACGGCCUCCGGCCGGACGUGUUAAAGCCGUUCUGCCAGCGCUUUGGUGUCGAGACUAUCAACGAGAUCUACGGUGCAACCGACGGCUUCGCCAUCUCCUGGACCGCCAACCGUGGCGCCCUCUUGCACCUGCUUAACGGCGCGCGCAAGAAGCGCAUCCGCAUCGACGCCGGCGAAGCUGGCGAGACCAUCCACAAGGUCGAUCCCGUGACGCAGACCGCCACGUUUUCCAAGUACUUUAACAACGAGGUGGCCGGGCUGAAGCGGUACAUCACCGACGGCUUCAAAAGGGCGACGUGUGGUUCCGCACCGGCGAACAUGAUGCGCGAGGACGCCGACGGCCGCCUGUUCUUCGUCGACCGCCUCAGCAACAUGUUCUGCUGGCGCAGCGAGAACGUCUCCACCAACAAGGUCGCCGUCGUGCCGGUCGACAACAACGGGACGUCCGGCGACAGGGAUCGGCUGGACGUCGCGGGGCUCGCGCGCCACGCGCUGGCGAACCUGCCGCGCUACGGCGUGCCGCUGUUCGUCCGUGUCGUUCGGCAGCUCGAGUACACGGCGACGAAAAAGAUGCAGAAGGGCCGGUUGAAGGCCGAGGGCGUCAACUGGCAAAAGAUCCGCGAGGGGCCGGGCAAGGAGGACGCGCUGUACUGGCUGCCGCCGGGCGCGGAGGCCAAUGUCCCGCACAGACGAGAGGAGUGGGAAAGCAUCAAGAGCGGAGCUGCCAAGCUGUAG
Molecule: messenger RNA, 972 nt
Organism: Cyphellophora europaea CBS 101466
Lineage: Eukaryota; Fungi; Ascomycota; Eurotiomycetes; Chaetothyriales; Cyphellophoraceae
Exons: 3
Coding region: 1-972 (323 amino acids)
Molecular function (GO): long-chain fatty acid transmembrane transporter activity; long-chain fatty acid-CoA ligase activity
Source: RefSeq, a predicted model, not a curated record